AUGCAUGAUGGUUUAAAAAGAGGGCCGGCCGAAAGAAUCGCAAGACUGAUUAAAGAUAUUAAGGACGAAGAGCAGAAGCGCGAGAAAAAAAGAAAGGCAAAGGAAGAACGUGAGUAUACAGAACCAGCAAAACAAAAUGCUCCAUUGCUUGAGAAAAUUCGGGCGGUCACUUCACAUUGCUAUACGGGAUACGGGCUUCCGGAAGUCUACAAGGAUACAAAAAGCCAUUCAGCAGUUAAAACAUGGUUUCGUUUGCAACUAGUCAACAUAAAUAAUUCCUGGAAGACACUUGGUCUAGCUCUCAGUAGAUAUAAUAACUUUCACUUCAAACUUUGUAACACUGUCGUUCUUUUCCUUGAUGAGUUCGAUAAACUGCUCAAAGCGGAGUCAAAUGUUCGCUCUGAGGUUCUCGAAACCUUUUGUAGCAUUAGGAACUCUUCAGACACUUUUGAAAUCCACUCUAUCGUUGCUAUUGAAUACAAUAACUUCUUUCGUGCCAACUUCCUGGCGGAUAUUGACUUUGAACCUAAAAAAGUUGUUCGUGAUAUUGAACUGGCCGAGUUUCUCGCGGCCGAAGGAGUCUUGUUUUCUGGCAACGAGACUGAGACAUUCAUGAUUUCCUCACCUCUUGUGCGCUGGUUGAUCCUGCAACGCGCAAUUUCCAAUGUAUAUUCCUUCUGCCCGCAGGUAGAAAACCCUUUUCAUCUCUCUUCACGUACAUUGGAUAUUCUUGGAAUCUUAAAGCAAGUAGUCCGUAUGUUCGACAAAAAAAUUAUCAAUCUAGCAUAUGACCAUUCAAGACAGCACCUGUGUUUGUAG
This is a messenger RNA of Ambispora gerdemannii, 819 nucleotides long. Lineage: Eukaryota; Fungi; Glomeromycota; Glomeromycetes; Archaeosporales; Ambisporaceae. The record is from the annotation of a GenBank genome assembly.